Messenger RNA from Paramecium sonneborni, 931 nucleotides. The record is from the annotation of a GenBank genome assembly. Lineage: Eukaryota; Ciliophora; Oligohymenophorea; Peniculida; Parameciidae.
AUGAAGAAAUAGAUUAAUAGAAAUAAACCACAACAUUUCAUGUCUAUAAGCCUAUGGAUGAUCAAAUUUAUUUUGUUAAAAGAGUAAAAAACAACCUAAUCAUAGAUAUAAUUGUUAAAUAUUUCUUUAGAUGUUACAUUUCAAGAUAUAUUUAACACAAAAAGUUCAAUUUAAGAUUAUUUGAAAAUAUAAGAAGCGCGUACACUUUAACGCGUUUCACAUCCAAACAUAAUCAGAUUAUAUGAAUGGUGGUUGGAAAUAAAAAACUAUUAAUUAUUUCUAUUUACCUAGAUGGAAUACUGUAUUUAUCCAGGAUAUAUUUCACAAUCUAAAAAUCUAUUGAGUUAUUCAUAUUUUUAUAUGAAUCCAAUGCCUUAAGAAUAGAAGAGCAAACUUAUAAAUGAAAUAUUAUCUUAGAUUAUAAGUGGAUUAGAGUAUUUGCAAAGAAAAUAAAUAGUACAUGGAGAUUUAAAACCUGAAAGUAUUAUGGUCACUAAAAGUAUCACUGGAGAUAUAUAGGUAAUAAAUUCAUAUAAUAAAGGUUAUGUUAGCAGAUUUGAAUCAUUCAUAAUCAUGUUCUCAAGAUUUCUAAAAGUACCAAUUCAAAGAUAAUGUUGAUUAAAAAUAAUAAUGCUUAUAUGCAUUAGGUGUGUUAUUAAUGCAUUUAAUUCUUACAUUCCCAGGAGAACCAACUCUAAGAAAUAACUAUGUUAUCAAAUUUUAAAAUUAUGACAUUGAUGAUUCAUUAUAUGAGUUUGAUAAAUGGGCAUAAAAAUCAGUCAAAAAUAAACAUAAAGAAUUUUCAUUUUUCUUAUACAAAAACUAUAUGGAAUUAGCAAAAUCCUUAUUAAAAAAAUAAUAAUUUCAUGAAUUACAUGAAAUAAGAACUUUUAUUUAAAAUAAUAAAUAAUUUGAUCAUCUAUUAGUUUGA